Corythoichthys intestinalis (scribbled pipefish) is the source of this 3833-nucleotide messenger RNA. Its product is annotated as interleukin-1 receptor type 1-like. Lineage: Eukaryota; Metazoa; Chordata; Actinopteri; Syngnathiformes; Syngnathidae. Gene Ontology annotation, molecular function: interleukin-1 receptor activity. The record is from RefSeq and is a predicted model, not a curated record. Gene Ontology annotation, biological process: signal transduction. The coding region runs from base 42 to 1559 and encodes 505 amino acids. The transcript has 10 exons.
GGCAACCAGACCUUUACCAAGUCAGCGAGGGUCACCUCCUGAUGCUCAAGUGUCCCAAAGUGAGCGGUCACGUUCACGGCAACAUCACUUGGGCGCGGGAAGGAGACGCCGCCGGGACAACGGCAUCUCUGCCCUCGGGCGUGGAAGUCAGGGACGGGAUUUUAUAUUUCCUGCCUGUGCUGACAUCCCAUAAUGGCACCUACAGCUGUGAGAGCACAAGGGAAAACAGAACAGUCAGAGUGGACUUUCGGGUGUCUGUGUUCACUGGACUUUGUCCUCCAGCGGCUGAGGAAAAGAGGUUCCCUCUGGGGGUCAUAAAAAGCCUUCCCUGCAAGCUGGAACAUGUCCUGCAACUAGACAACACCAGUAACACACGAUGGUUGAAGGACUGCCAUCCGGUGGAGCGAGUCGGAGAGCCCGCCAGAGUAAUCAACAACAACGACAUGAUGCUACGCAAGAUCACAUUGGAGGAUGGUGGCACGUACACUUGCCUGGUGGACGUCAGCAUCGACGGCAAGAACUAUACGUCGGCGCGCAGCAUCAAGCUGGAUAUCGAUGACUUCACAUUUCCAAGUGAGCCCAAGGUGAUACAGCAACAGGAAAAGGUGCUUGCCGUGAACCUGGGUGCACGUGUGGAACUGAAGUGCUUGGCCUUAGUGAAGCCUGAUAAAGAGUUGCUCGUGUUCUGGAUGGUGAACGGGACUUUCGCCGACGUUGACCCGGAGCUCCAGGAAUCCUUUCUCUCCAUUCAAAAGCAAAAUCAAACCUUCGGGGAGUCCACCUUGACCAUCUCCAGAGUCCUUCCUCGUUUCCUCAACGUUUCCAUUCGCUGUCGGAUCCAAAACUCUCAAGGGGCGGAAGACUGCUUCAUGCUAUGUCUCUCUCCAGCCAAUCAAACCUGGUUUCACAGCGGCGUGGCAGUGGGCGUGGCUUCCCUGCUUUUAUUUCUUCUUCUGGUUUUGCUGUUGAGCUACUUCAAGGUGGAUGUGGUGUUGGCGUACAGGAAGAUUAGCGGAUAUUUUGUCAUUCAGCAAGAUGCAGACCAGAUUCCGUACGACGCCUUGGUGAGCGCAGUCCCCGCCUCAGGGACGAGCUGGAGCACUGCAGCCGACUUCGCCCUUCGGACGCUGCCCAGCCAGCUGGAGGACAGACACGGCUACCGCCUCUUCAUCGCGGGCCGAGAUGACAGCCCGGGAGAAGCCACGCAAGACGCCAUGGCGGCAGCCGUGCGCAAAUGCCACCGGCUAAUUAUUGUAGUGGCGUCGGCAGAGGAGGAUGAAGCCAGGGCGCGGCAGCCUUUCAACUUGGAGGAGCGGCAUCUGAGUUAUGAACAAAAGUUGGGGCUGUAUGACGCUUUAACGCGGAACACACCCACUGUCAUUCUCGUGGAAAUAGAUGGUCCUGUGGAUUAUGGGCACCUCCCGCAGUCUCUAGGUUUCAUCAAGAGGAGGCAGGGUGCGCUCAUAUGGAGGAAAAACAACAGCAACAGAGUUUUCUGGAAGAAGCUGAGGUUCCUCAUGCCCGCCCAAAGACGCUCCAGAGCACAUUUUGGGAACUGACGUACUAAGGGAACCAUUCCCAAAGCGGUCGCUCAUGUUUCUUUGCAUUGUUUACAAGCUUUUCCGUCGUUUGCAAUGCCAAAUUAUGUCGGCUGGCCAGACAAAAAAAAAAUGCUUGAAGUGCCACAGUUCACAUUUUGGCCACAAGAGGGAUGCAAAGUUUACAAUGUCACUUAGGUUUGUGUUUUACCUCUUAUUUAAUUCUGUAACGAUGGCAGAGCAACAAAAGAGACAAAAAGUUUUGUCCGAGGAGGAAAAAAAAGGAAGACUUCCAGGAUAUACAGAAUAAACAUGGGCCUGGCUUUCACUUGCUCGUGUGACCCCUUUGCCUGGCACGGCCAGAAUGUUCUCCCGGUAUUUUUAAAACACCGGGCGAACAGUCUGGGACCCAGCUCCUCAUUGGCCUCUCGAGCUCGAAUGAAAGUAACCGUGCAAUCAGAUUUGUUUAUUUGCGUGACGUGUUCUUAACGAGCAACGUCACUCUUGUGCGUCGGAAGUUGUCUCCACAACAACACAGAUGGCGAACGGGAGAGCCGAGAAUAUGUUCCAAUCUGUGGUAAAUUCAGUUCUAAAUUACCAAAAAUACAUAGAGUCGCGAACACUAACAGUCUUUCUCGCGCUAGCCAUGUUGAAUGAACUUCUCCGUUCUCCUCGCAUGUUUAUUUCCUCGCGCUAGAGUUUCUUGUCGCUUUACCAACGUCACGUCCGCCCGUCCCUGAUUGGUCCACUCCGCUGUCUGUUUGCUGUGGCUUGCUCCGCCUUGGAAAUAUGAUCCGCGGAACAGUUUGCGAGACUGUCUGGAGUUCCAGGCAAGUGAACCCCCCACCGCCUCAACCGAACUCGUUAGGACUGACGAAUUCGGACGGGGUUGGGGGGUUAGCCACACGGUUGCCAACCUUGUUAUGCUGUUGUUGAGUCGCAGCUGGAUUCAUUACCUUAUCACUUUUCAUCCUUCACACAGCCGCUGGAAACAGAAAUGUUGUUUAAUCCAUCUGCAGGCGAUGAUUUUAGAACACUUUGCAGGGGUGUGCUGGUCCUCAUGGGAAACACAGUCUUCCUUAAGGUAAAACAGCACCGCUUUUGCCCACUGGCGUUGCUAAAAUCGACCAAAACUGACAAACUACCGAGUGUUUUUUAAACCUUAGUUCUUGAUUAAAACUGUUUUAAAAAACAAGCUUUAAAACCUAAAACUGUUUAAAACCUGACUUUGAAAUCCCAACCCAACAGUUUAAAAUCCUGUUUUAAAAUCUCACUCACCCCCCAAAUUUUCAAAACCCUAUUUCGAAACCAAACUUGUAAAAUCCCUUCUUUGAACAACAAACUCUAAUAAAAUUCGCACUUUUAAUCAAGAGUUAAUGUUUCACGUAACUCUCCAUUUAAACUCUAAUUUUUUUUUUUUUUUUAAACCCUACGCUAAAACCCUGUUUCCAAAACCCAACACUGUACUUGUAAUAAUCCUGUGAAAAUGUAACUCUAGUAAAAAUCCCACUUUGAAACCUGAACCCUUUUACGUAUGAAUUAUAUAUACUGUAAAUACAUAGGCGGAAUUUGACUUUUGUGGCAGGGGGGCAACAUGUUGAUGACCCCGUCACGCAGCGUCAGCAAUAAAAUUAACUUACAAGAUAUAUGCUCGGAUAGUAGCUUAGCCCAUGCUUGUACACCUUAGAACAGCUAUCCUUGACCAAUAUCGUCAUCCAUUGAACAUGGUACACCCGGUGGUGUCUCUGUUGUACAAAUAACAUCUUUAGUGGGGCAAACUGAAACUCCGCUCACCAUAUUGGCAGUGCUCUCCGGCGUUUCAUGGUCCGCAUCUUCAAUCCUUGGUUCUCGCUCAGUAGUUGUUACCGCUUUUGAAAGCUGUGGUUUGAAAAAAUUACGAAUAUGAAUCUUGCAUCUUGUCCUCAGGUGGUUUUGGCUAAGCAAAUCAAAUGACAAUCUCUAAGGUGCUACUCACAUGAUCUGUUCGAAACAUAAUUUUGACCCAUUAAAAAAAGUAUAAUUUUUUGUUCAUUUCAUUCAUUUUUGUUGUUUUAUUGCUUUACAACUUUUGUAGACAACAUUUUACCUGGAAAAUCUUGAUUUUAAAAAUAUAGCUAGGAAAGUCAAUUACAUGCACUUACUUUUUCAGCCACAUCAGUUACUUUUUCAGCCACUGGGGGGGUAUGCCCCCCUUAAAUUCCACGUAUGUGUAAAUAUUAGGGCUGGCAAACAAUUAAAAUUUUUAAUCGAGUUAAUCACAGCUCAGCUUAAAAAUUAAUCGUAAUUAAUCGUAAU